Messenger RNA from Malurus melanocephalus (red-backed fairy wren), 1825 nucleotides. RefSeq names its product zinc finger protein 395-like. Gene Ontology annotation, cellular component: nucleus. Bases 11 to 1801 code for a protein of 596 amino acids. The transcript is spliced from 9 exons. The record is from RefSeq and is a predicted model, not a curated record. Gene Ontology annotation, molecular function: RNA polymerase II cis-regulatory region sequence-specific DNA binding; DNA-binding transcription factor activity. Lineage: Eukaryota; Metazoa; Chordata; Aves; Passeriformes; Maluridae. Gene Ontology annotation, biological process: regulation of transcription by RNA polymerase II.
CGUUCCCGCCAUGGCCGCCACGGCGCUGUCGCGGCGCCUCGGGAAGCGCUCCCUGCUCGGGACCCGCGUGGCCGUUCCUGACGGAAUCCCGGCAAAUUCCCGAAUUCCCGACCCCGGAUCCCAGGAGGGCGACGAGAGCGGAAUUCCCAAUCCCGGAUUCCCAAAUCCCGGAGUCCCCGAUCCCGGAUUCCCAAAUCCCGAAUUCCAGCGAAUCCAGGGACAGCAGGUCCCGAUCCCCUCUGUGGGGCCGCAUUGGGAUCACUCCAUUCCCGAUCCCGGAAAUCCCGAUCCCGGAAAUCCCGGUGAUCCUGAUCCCGAUCCGGUCCGGGCACUGCGCCGAUCCGUGUCCAGCAGCAUCGACGUUCCCGGCAGGUGGUUAAUUUUGGGAUCUUUUCGGGAUUUUCCUGCUGAAUUCCCGCUGGUGCAGUUAAUUUUAGGAUUUUUUUUGGAUUUUCCCAUUGAAUUCCUGUUGUUUUCCCGUUCCCGCAGGCGCUCCGCGGCCCCGCUGGACGUGGACGAGAUGGUGGCGGCGCUGGUGCUGACGAGCCUCUCCUGCAGCCCCGCCGUGCGCAGCCCCCCGUGGCCGGACGGGGACCCCUGGAAGGACGGGGACGUUUCGGACGGGGGCAGCAGCACCGGCAGUGCCAGCAGCGGCCACUGGAGCGGGGGCAGCGCCACGGGCAGCCCCAAAAACUGUGGGGUCAGCCCCAAAAAUUGUGGGGUCAGCACUGAACACUGUGGGGUGCGCCCUGAAAAUUGUGGGGUCAGCCCUAAAAACAGUGGGGUCGGCGCCAGGGGCAGCCCCAAGCACUGUGGGGUCAGCCCUAAACAUUAUGGGGUCAACCCCAAACACUGUGGGGUCAGCCCCACACAUUGUGGGAGCAGCCCUAAACAUUGUGGGGUCAGUCCUGAACCUUUUGGGGUUGGCCCUGAACCUUUUGGGGUCAGCCCCACAUGGUCUGGGAUCAACCCUAAACACUGUGGGGUCAGCCCCGAACAUUGUGGGGUCAGCCCCACACAUUGUGGGAUCAGCCCUGAACCUCUUGGGGUCAGCCCCGAACUUUCCGGGGUCAGCCCCGAACAUUGUGGGGGCAGCCCCACACACUGUGGGAUCAGCCCCGAAUCUUUUGGGGUCAGCCCCGAAGCUUUUGGGGUCAGCCCGUCCCCACCCCACGGCUCCGUCAGCCCCAACCCCAAAAGUUUGGGGGCUCCGGGAGCGGCCGAUGAGGGAUUCGAGACCGACCCCGAACCACACCGGGUGACAGUGGCCGUGUCCCCGCAGAGCUCUCCCCGUGUGCUGUUCAAGUGUCUGUGGCCCGGCUGUGGCAAAGAGCUGCGCUCCACCGUGGGCAUCCGGCGCCACGUGCGCACCCUGCACCUGGGGGUCAUUCCCACGGGAUUGGGGUCAUUCCCACAGGAUUGGGGUCAUUCCCAAACAAUGGGAUCAUUCCCCCGGACAUUCCCAGAGGAUCAUUCCCGAUCCCAUUCCCGUUUUUCCCUCCAGGCUCUCCCGUCCAUCCAAAUCCCGGUGUCCCCCCACAUCUUCACCAGCAUCAGCUGGGCCUCGGCGCUGCCCCCGCUGGCUCCGGUUCGCAGCCGCUCUCUGUCUCUCGCCGAUCCCCGUUCGCCGUCGCUGUUCCCCCCUCAGCUCCUCGUGGCCUCCCCUCCCCGCGCCGGCCCCGGCUCCAGGAAAAGCCGUGGCGAGGCCAAGAAGUGCCGGAAGGUUUACGGGGUGGAGCACCGCGAGCAGUGGUGCACGGCGUGCCGCUGGAAAAAGGCCUGCCAGCGCUUCCUGGACUGAAUUCCAGAGGAAAUUCCCAAAAAA